Aspergillus tubingensis is the source of this 1587-nucleotide messenger RNA. Its product is annotated as similar to An13g02990. The record is from RefSeq and is a predicted model, not a curated record. Lineage: Eukaryota; Fungi; Ascomycota; Eurotiomycetes; Eurotiales; Aspergillaceae. The transcript is spliced from 3 exons. The coding region runs from base 1 to 1587 and encodes 528 amino acids.
AUGUACACGCAGUCCGAGAAGCUGCCCAUGCAUGGGCAGGAUCGCAUGCACCCACAAACACGAUACGACCCACCUAGCCACCCGCCUCCUCAAUACGAGCAAACCCAGUACGGACAGCCUCAGUAUGGACCUCCCCCAACAGGACAACCUCAUUACGGACAAUCACAAUACGGCCAACCUCAAUAUGGUCAACCCCAAUAUGGUCAACCUCAGUACGGACAGCAACAAUAUACCCAGCCCCAAUAUGGCCAGCCGCAAUAUGGCCAACCUCAGUAUGGCCAGCCACAGUAUGGGCAAACACCGUACGGACAGCUUCAGCCCGGUCCCAACCCCAUGUUUGGAGGGCAACCCACCCCAGACCCCCGAUACGACUCACAAGCCGGGAUGGCCACCAUGGGAGGGCCAUUGCCUCUUCCCGUCGUGAUCCCACAGCAGCGCCCAGGGUCUCAGGAGCGAGGCUUCAUGGCCGCCUACGCACCAUCCCUAGAGUCGUGCGGCAUCGACCAAAGGUCGUUCCUGCGCUUCAUCGACGAGACCAACACAGCCCUAGAGGGCAACAAGUACCUCGCCGGUGUGCAAGUAGUCUCUCUCGGCGUGGGCUUCACCCCCGAGGUCAUCGUCAUGGGCGUCGCCGCAGCAGUGCAAGCAGGCGCCUGGGUAGCCAACAAGGGCUACGUCAGAGGAAAGACCAACAACGUCAUGGACAAGUACAACCGCGAGCUUUUCGCCCCUAACGGUCUGUUCUGCAUGAUCAUGAAACAUGAUCCGGAGCUCAAGGAGCCCAAGAACUCCAGCCGUCUGAAGCAACUCGCCUCAAUGGCUGUCAACGGCUCAAGCAAUGGCGGCGGCAGCGCAUGGAUGCGUAACCACAUUUCCGGCUCGACGCAGGGACCUGGUGGUCUUCCUAUAGCCGUCGCACCGCUUGUCUACAUGGACAACCGCCGCCAACACAAGAACUACCUGUCCGAUUCUCCGUCGGAGUCACCGGCCCCGGAGAGGGAUGUCGUGCCCCCAACCGGAGGCAAAGUUUCAACCAAGGAAAAGGCCAAGAAGGCCUUUGACAACUUCAACGACUACCUCGACCGUCGCGCUCGCGCAAAGUACAUGGCCGAGAACGGCAACGACGCGCUGAGCGGGCCGGCGGGUCGUGGCUUCAGCAAUCGUUACCUGGACCCCAAUCAUCCGGCCGUCAACGGAGGUCUGAUUGGCGUGCUUUCCGGCGGCGUGCUGAGUCCUACCCCGGAGCAGCGUGCGCAGAAGAAGGCCGCUAGAAUUGAUGAAGAGGAGAGGAGAGUCCUUGACGAAUACAACGACCGGAAGGAGCGCAUCCUGAACGAUCGACGCAGCCAAUCCGAGACAGAUCGCGAGCUGAGAAGGUUAGACAAGGACUACGAGCCUCGUCUGGAGGUGUUCCGCAAGAAGAGAAGGGAGCUGGAAGGUGGCAAACGAUCCAUCAAGAGCAACAUUCUAUACCUGAUGAUUGUCAACCUUCCUUCAGACGCCACUCUUGCUGCUGCUUCGUCAAAGCUGGACCAGGAAUAUGGUCAUAGUGUCUCUACGGAGACGAUGCCACCACCAGCGUAUUGA